Messenger RNA from Entamoeba dispar SAW760, 3624 nucleotides. Its product is annotated as galactose-inhibitable lectin 170 kDa subunit, putative. Bases 1 to 3624 code for a protein of 1207 amino acids. NCBI's taxonomy places the organism in Eukaryota, Evosea, Mastigamoebida, Endamoebidae. The transcript has a single exon. The record is from RefSeq and is a predicted model, not a curated record.
AUGAUAAUUUUAAUAUUACUUUAUGCUUCAAGUACAUUAGGAAUUAAUUUAAAUGAGUUUUCUGGAACAGUAGAUAUUCAAGAUAAAGGAAGAAUGGGAAUGGGGAAAAAUGCAGCUUCAUGGUCAAGAAGUGUAAAUAAAAAGUAUAGUGUAUUUUAUUAUUUAACAAUGCAACCAUGGAGAAAUUUAGAGUGGACAUCAAUUGAUAGUAAUUUUCCUAACAAUGAUCAAAGUAAAUAUUUUACUGAAAUGAUAUUUAAUCAAGAUUAUGACCGUGAUAAAAGUGAUACAAAAGUUGAAAACAUGUGUAGAAAGAAAAUGGGAUAUCCUGUUAGAGAAUAUCAAUUAGAUUGGUCUCUUAUUCCAUCUGAUACUUCUAAAUUACCAGUUGUUUCAAUUAAUGGAUUAACUUGUUAUAAAUAUGCUGCUAAACCACCAUUAACAGCUGCAUAUUUUCUAGAAAAAAUAUAUGACGUUACAAACAAAUAUGCAGAAGGAAUGUCACCAUGUAGAUUUGAAUAUAUUGGAGGUAAAGUUAUUACAUUUAGAAGUAGUUCAGAAUUUUCUGAUAAUUUUAUCACUGACUAUAAAAAUAAUAACAUUACUAAAUGUCGUGCUUCUACUAUUUUACCACCUACAAAGGAUAUGGCAGUUGGUAUUGUUGUUAAUUUGGAUAUGACUAAUACAUUAAGAAAUAUAUUUAAUGCAAUUAUUUCUUAUUUGAUUGACUUAUUCCCAAAUGAUACUUCAUUUGCUUAUUAUGUUAACUCUCAAAAUCCAUCUUAUUCAAAUUCAUUAAUAACAAAGAAUAAUAUUAAAAGUGCAUUAAAUGAAAUUACUGUUAUGAGAAAAGGAAAUGAAACAAAAGGAAUAGAAACUGUAUAUAACCAAAUGUCUUCAAAAGCAGGAAAGAAUAUUAUUUAUAUUAGUAAAUAUGCAGGAAAAGCUUCUAGUACAUUAGAAACUCUUUAUAGUCAUAAUACUACAUUUUAUGUAUUUAAUUUAGAUUCAUCAAUUGAAGAAGAAUAUUUACUUCAAGAAUUAGUUAAUAAAGGUGAACAUUACUUUAAAUCUUCUGUUUCAUCAUUAAGUACUCUUCUUCCACAAUUAUAUAAUACUAUUAUGGCAAAUAAUACCGAAUUAUGUGAUAGAAAAACUUGUAAAGGAUUUUGUGAUGGUGGAGCUCGUUGUACAUGUCCAAUGUGUUGUCAUAAUGAAUGUUAUUAUACUACAUGUAAUACUGAAAAUGGAGAAUGUGUUUAUUAUCCAAGUGCUGAACAUAAAAUUGAAAAAAGAAAAUGUACAACAGAAAGUUGUUUAGGUACAGCUAAAUGUGUUGAAGAUAUUGGAUGUACUAUUGAACAAAAUAAAUGUGUUUCAACAGUUAAAUGUUUAGAACCUUAUUGUUCAGGAAAUAACUGUGCAUUUAGAAGUAAUUGUACUGAUGAUAUUAAGCCAACUUCUAUUACUGAAUCUGGAAUAGAAAAACUUGUUUGUAGAACUUAUUCAUGUGAUAGAUCAAGUGGAGAAUGUAUUCCAAAUACCUUACAACCAUCUAGCUAUUGCCCUAAGUUAUCAAGUAAAUGUGAAGAACAUUAUUGUUCUGCUGGAACUUGUAUGGUUCAAGAAAAAAAAUGUAUUAAAGUAUCUCCAUAUGAAGAAAAUCCAUGCUAUGAAGCUACUUGUGAUAUUGACACUGGAAACUGUGUUAUGAAUUUAGUUGGAUGUAGUUCUGGAAUGAAAGUAUGUGGUAAGGUUAAUGGAAAUUGUAGAUGUGAUGCAUCUACAUCAUAUCAAUGUAAAUGUGAUACUAGUAAUGGAUGUACUAAUGGAGAAGUUUGUGAUUAUACAGAUGGUGACCCAAAAUGUAUUAAUGUUGAUAACUGUAAAGAACUUAAAGGACAUGAUAUUGUUUGGGAAGGUUGUUAUAAAAAUAAAUGUGAUGAAAGAAUUAUUAAUGGAACAAUUCAGUAUGUUGUAGUUCAAGAAGAGUAUGUAUGUAAAGAAGAAGUACCUGAAAAAUGUCUUGGAUAUGCUAAUUAUACAUGUACUGGAAAUAGAGAAUGUGCUCUUGUAACUACUGAUAAAGCAAUUCAAGAAUGUAAAAUUUGUGAUGGAGAAGAUCUUGUCAAUAAAUGUGAAGGUUUAACUACAUCACAAGGAAUUCCAUUUGUUUGUAAAGAUGGAGAAUGCCAACCACCAGAUAACUAUGAUUGUAAAAAUCUUUUCAAAGAUAGAUUAAAUGAUUGUGAAGAGUAUUAUGAAUGGGAAUAUGCAAAUGGAGAAUGUAAAGUUGUUGUAAAAGAAGGAUCAAAAAUUAUUUUAGAUAGUCAAUGUAUGUAUUGUUUAUAUGAUAAUAUUCUCAUUGAUCCAGCCAAACUUAUUAAAAUGGACUGCACUAAUAAAAAGAAUAUAAAUGGUAUUCCAUAUGUAUGUCGUGAUGGAAGUUGUCAUAUUGAUGAUGAAUUUGAUUGUACUAAACAUGAGAAUUUCCCUACUAAAUGUCUUGAUGUUCUUGAUUACAAACUAAUUAGUGGUGCAACAUUUGAUGAAUAUAAAUGUGAAUGGAAUUCAAACUCAGAAAAGGUAAAAAGUUUAUGUAAAUAUUGUAGUGGAAUGGAUAAAGAAUCUACCCUUGUUGAUAAAUGUCCAGAACAAGUAGAUGCAUCUGGAAAUCAUUAUCAAAUGACUUGUUCAGAUGGAGAUUGUAAAUAUGAUGGACCGUGUAAUCCAAGUAAUGAAUGUUUUAUUCAAAUAAAGACUGGAACAUCCCAACUUUGUGAAGCAACUAAUGUCUCUAUUUGUCCAUCACUUCCUCUUGAACAACCUGGAGAAGUAGUUUGUAUGAAAACUAAUUGUGAUGCUUCUGGAAGUGUUCCAAAAUGUAGUAGUAUAUAUGAUGAUUCUAUUUGUACAUCAAAUAUUGCUGAUGUUGGUUGUGCUUCUUUAACAGGUAAAUGUGAUACAAAUACAGGGUAUUGUAUUAAGAAACCAUUUACAGAAUGUAAUGAUGACCCAUCUAAAGAUAGAGAUUGUAGUGAUAAAUGUUAUAAUUAUACAUGUGUUGAAACUAUUACAAAUGGAGUGAUGACACAUAAAUGGACAAGUAAUAUUGAUGGACAUGCAAAAGCAUUACUCUAUAAGAAUAAAUGUCAAGAUGCUUAUUGUGACAAAGAAACAGGAGAAAUUGAAACUAAUUUUGUUCAAUGUGAUAUUGAUAUUCAAUUCCCUAAUAUGUCUAAAGCAGCUAAGAAUUGUUUCUAUUGUGAAUGUUCAUUACAGUCUGAGAGUGGAUGGAUUUUAACAAUGUAUUCUGAUUAUCCAGAUCAUAGGUUCUCAUUGGAUGCAUGUGGUAAUUGUAAAAUCAAUGAUGAAUUAGUUGAUAAAGAAGCUGUUUGUUUGUUAUGGCAAGAUGUUGAUAAUACUGCUGCUAUUGCUGCUGGUACUACUGUUGCGGUUGUUGUUGCAGUAAUUGUUGUUGUUAUGAUAAUUAUUGCUAUUGGAAUUAAACAAACCGUUGAUAUUGUUAUUUCUGCAAGAAAGAAUACUAUUGAUAAUACUGUGAAUAACCCACAAUUCACAGCUAAAGAUGAUAAUGCUACUAAUGCUAAUUUCAAUGGAUGA